Messenger RNA from Gambusia affinis (western mosquitofish), 1562 nucleotides. It is a transcript of the gene clul1, whose product is annotated as clusterin-like 1 (retinal). Lineage: Eukaryota; Metazoa; Chordata; Actinopteri; Cyprinodontiformes; Poeciliidae. The transcript is spliced from 9 exons. The record is from RefSeq and is a predicted model, not a curated record. The coding region runs from base 93 to 1487 and encodes 464 amino acids.
UGUUCACACAAAACACUGUUUCGUAUCAGAAGGAGGAAGCGCUUCAGUCUUCUGCUGACUGAUCUGAAUCACAUCACAAAUCACCACUAAGAAUGAAGUUCCUUCUCAGUUUGACGACUCUCGUCGCUGCUUCAUGUGUCCUUAGUCUUGCUGAUGCUGACCAAAUGAAUGUCUUUUCAGAGGACAUCUUAAAACAGCUGUCAGAGGAUGGUGAGAAGCUUGUGAAUGAGGAGAUGAAAAGAGCACUGUAUGGCGUGAAGCAGAUGAGGGAGGUGAUGUGGAGGAAUGAGCAGAAGCAUGAGCACCUCAUGAACUCUCUGAAGCACAGCGGCGACAAGAAGAAGGGGGCAGCCCAGCUAGCAAAGGAUGUGAGUGAGAAGCUGGAGGAGGCGGAGGAGCAGUGCAAAGAUUCCCUGCAGUCAGAGUGGGAGGAAUGCAGACCCUGUCUGGAAGAUGCAUGUAAAACCUUCUACACCUCCACAUGCCGCAGGGGCUUUGCUUCUUUCCGCAGCAAGGUGGAAUCCUUUUUCCAAAGAGUCUCCAGACGCUUUGGUCCAAGAGAGCGUCCUCUGGAAGCAGGAGACAUCUUGAUGAACCAAAGUCCUGAUGAAUUAGAACCAGAUGUAGUUCAGAUUGAGAAUUCUUUCAAGCGAGUUAUGAGCAAGGUGGGGACCCUGGUGAAUUGCAGCAUCACUUUGGUCUCCAGGAUGAGCAGCAGGCUUGAUGGAGUUCUUCAGAAAGCUUUCCUGAACAACUCCAAUGAACUGUCAGAGGAAAGCGCUUCCGAUUCAUACUACCCUGGGCGCGACUCCGGCUUCCUGCAGGGCGUUGGGCUGGAGGAGGUGCUGGAGUCAUUCUUCGACUUUGGAAAGAGUGUGGUGGAGGAGUUUGGAGCUGUGGUUACCCAGGUGUUUGAUGAUAUCCAUCAGACUGUGGAGGAGGAGACUAAGAAAGAGAUAAAAAGCUUCCCUCGCUUCCUGCAGGACAGAAAGCUGUGCAAAGACCUCCGCAGGCAGACAUCAGAGUGCUGGCAGCUUCAGAACAAGUGUGAGACCUGCCAGGGAGCUCUGCUCACAGAGUGCACCAGUGUUCGUGAACUGCAUGUGGAGCUGGAUGAAAUAUCCGAGCUGCUGGAUGUCUCCAAACAGCAAUAUGAUGAAAUCUUGUCCAUUGUCCAGCGUCACACCGACGAGACGGUCAAGUGGCUAACCAACAUGGCAGCAGAGUUCAGCUGGGUGGCUCAGGCUGUGAGCAACAGCAGCACUCCUCAAAAUGUUUUCCGCAUCACAAUGGUGGCACCAGAGAGCCAUGAGGAGCAGAAUAUGUCUGCCACUGAGACUAAGGUGGAAGUAAAUGUCCUGAACUCUCCCCCACUCACACUCAACAUCCCUGGGGAGCUGGAGCUGCACGAUCCAGCUUUCAUCCAGUACGUGGCCCAGGAGGCUCUGGACAAGUACAAGGAGAUGGUCAGGAUUGAAGAUGCGUAACACUGCUCCAUCUUCUUUAUUUUCCGCAUUUAAUAGUAGUGAAGAUCUUCAUGUUGAUAUCCGAAGACACUACAG